Molecule: messenger RNA, 1731 nt
Organism: Paecilomyces variotii
Lineage: Eukaryota; Fungi; Ascomycota; Eurotiomycetes; Eurotiales; Thermoascaceae
Product: putative short-chain dehydrogenase
Exons: 4
Coding region: 388-1500 (370 amino acids)
Source: RefSeq, a predicted model, not a curated record
AUUCGUCUUAGGGGGGAACAUCUGACCACACCGGGAUGCAGUUAAGCUGGCAUGAAACGCUACGAGGGCAAUCAGCCAUCAGCCAACCUUAUAAGCAUGCUUUGAUCUCUCCAGUCUAGCAUGCAUAUUUCGCCCAUCGCUGUCGCAUACAACACAUAAACACCAUGUGCACAGAAUGCACAACCCGACACAGAGCACGCAACAACAAAACAAGAUAUUGCAAAUGUAUAUAUGUACAUACAUUGGAGAUCAACAUUUUCCGUUCUAUCCCGCUCAGAUGAUAUGCAACAUCCACCCAGAAAGGAGUUCAUUUUAACCAGCGUUCGGUGAUAGGAGAUAUCUCCACUAAACCCGUAGUGGUCUAUAAACCCAUGUCUUCUAAGAAGCAUGACUGUGGAGAUAGGCGGCACAUCAAUGAUGCUUUAUAUAUCAGCUUCUUGGACGCUGUUCUUCACAUUCUCAGCAUUAAGACAGCUCCCCGCCAUCAGCUCUUCGGUUCCUACAACUGCCAUCAUGCCGGCACCAUACGACGAAAACACCACUGCCGAUGAGUUGAUCAAGGACUAUGAAAACAUAAUUGAAGGGAAAGCGAUCCUGACGACUGGCGUCUCUCCAAACACCCUAGGUGGUUUCUUCGUCCAGUCCAUUGCCAAGGCCAAACCAAGCGUCCUCAUAUUAGCCACCCGCAAUCCUGCUAAACUCCAAGAAACGGCCGACAUGAUCUCAAGCACGUAUCCGAAUGUCAGAGUACGCACCCUCAAAGUAGAUCUCGGAUCACUGAAGAGCGUACGGGGUGCAGCUAAGGAAGUCAACUCUUGGGAUGAUAUUCCAUCCAUCGACGUGCUGGUCAACAACGCAGGCAUCAUGGCAGUGGAUUAUCAACUCUCCCCUGAAGGAUUCGAAUCGCACCUAGCAACGAACCAUCUAGGUCCGUUUCUACUCACGAACUUGAUAAUGAAAAAGGUUUUGGCGUCGAAGAGUCCGCGAGUUGUUGUCGUAAGCAGUGAUGGUCAUCGGCUGAACCCAUUCCGUUUCGACGAUUACAACUUCGAAGAAGGAAAAGGCUAUAACAAAUGGUUCGCCUAUGGCCAGAGUAAAACAGCUAAUCUGCUGUUUGCUCGUUCUUUGGCACAGAAGCUUGGUCUGAAAAGUGGCCUCCAAGCGUUCAGCUUGCAUCCGGGCGUUAUAUGGUCCACCCACCUGGGCGAUAAUGUCGAUUGGAACAGGGAACUGGAUGAGCUAAGAAAUGCUGAUAGAACGUUUGGCAACCGAGAAUCCUGGAAACAGUACGACGGCAAGCCCAUCGAACGAGGUGUUGCAACCCACAUCUAUGCGGCAUUUGAUCCAUCUCUUAAAGCGAACAACGGUGCCUAUCUUGUCGACUCCCAUGUAGCAGACCCGCUAGUCGACACAGUGAAGCCGUGGGCGACCAGCAGUUUUGAGGCGGAGAGACUAUGGAGAUUGAGCGAGAAGCUAGUGGGCGAAGAGUUUCCGUACUAGACUUGGUCCAUUACUUGAAGACAUCAACGAUCUCCAGGGAAGCUUGUUCAUACUCGCUUGCGACGAAGAUGAACUUACUCGUUCAAGGGUUCUGUGCAACAUGGGCAUUAUGCUCACAGAAUCAAUGUUCGUACCUGAUGAAAUAACAUGCAAGUCACAAAGAAUGUGAUCCAUUUAAUUGAUUAUGCUUUGUUGGAGAACCUCAAGCGAUAUUUAAUUAUUCUCCCCGCG